UAUUUACAAGAUCCAACUUUGUCUGAGACUUCCAGCUUCAGUCUCGUGUUGGAAUUCAUGAGUGAAUCGAGUCAAUAUAGUCAUCUGACCAUUGGUUAUUUUCCAUUUGACAUGCUGUCAUGUCAAAGCACUUUACCACAUUGUCCUAGCUCUGUAGGGCUGUGAUUACGUAUACUACCACAGCCCUGUUUUGUUCCAUAAGCUUACCUUGAACACCUCUGUACUUCCCUUGCUGACUUCAGUAUACUACUGCUGGACACCAAAUAAUUUGUCUGUCCGUAGUCACAGUCGUCUCAGCUAUCAAUUCCAGAAAGAAGGUUUCCGCCACACAGCACAUUGGGGACUUUGCCAACAUUUUCAAGGCCUUCAUAGGAGCAAAUUAUCUGACAAUUCCAUUUAAUUUUCGACAGAGUGGCUUGGCGCUUGGUGCAGCCGGCUUGGUGCUUAUAGCUGUACUCACAGACCACUGCUGUAAUCUUAUUGUCAAGUGUAAAUAUGCGGCCAUUGAAAGAGUAAUGACUCUGUAUCGCUCUGAAGUGCAGAGAGAUGAGGGGUCUGUUGAUGAAGAUGAAAUGAAAGUCGUACACAACCGCCUCUUGAAGAAUCUCACAUACGGUGACAUCGGCAAACUCAGCUUUGGAAACCCAGGACUUGUUCUUGUCAACAUGUGUCUUUUGUUCACACAGUUUGGCUUCUGUGUGUCGUACUUUAUUUUUAUUGGAAACACUUUCUACACCCUUUUCCCUACACAUAAUGUGACACAGACAAAUUCCAGUAUUUAUAAUACAAGUGCUCUGCCAACUUUUCUAAACCCUGUUGAUCCACUGGAGGAAACAGGCUCUUUAACGAGACAAACCUAUGAGGAUGUUGAUGCGGAAUACUUCUAUUCCAGUAAUAUUGUUGGAAAUUCAAGUGCAUCGAAUUUGACUCAAGACUGGAGCUUUAUAUCUGUGAGCAGUGCACCGAGACUAGAGUACCUUAUUCUGGUGCCUCUUCCAUUCUUCGUCAUGUUUGCAAUAAUCCGGAAGAUUCGCCACCUGGGAGUGAUCAGUAUUCUUGCAGAUGUCUCAAUCUUCGUUGGAUGUGUUUGUGUGUUUGUCUACCUUUUAAUACGGUUUACAAUAAGUGAUACUUACAAACUGGUGAAGGCCUCCACAUUCCCUAUAUUUUUUGGAGGGGUGACAGGUGCCUUUGAAGGAAUAGGAACGAUCAUUCCAAUUGAAUCUAGUAUGGAGGGGAAUCGCCAUAACUUCCCAUUCUUCCUGCACGCAGCUGUCUUCCUACUCUCAUUCAUACUGAGUGUCUUUGGUAUAUUGGGGUACCUGAGGUUUGGGGAGUUUGCCGAGCAAAUGAUUAAUAGCAACAUUCGCCCCCUUGAGAGCCCCAUAUCCAGGAUUGUCAAUGUGACGCUGUGUUUAGGCAUCCUGCUGACAUUUCCACUCCAGAUGUACCCUGUUAUAGAAUUGGCAGAAGGAUAUACGUUUGCAGAAGGUCGUUGUUGUGGCCCCUCAUCGCACAGAGAUCAUUAUGAGAGAGAGUUGUCAAGGGAAGAUGACAAUGCUAUCAUGAAUGAGGAAGAUGAAGCUCUGCUGUCAACCGUGGACUCUGUCAGCAUGCCUGUAGCUGUGGAAAUCCCGGACUCUGUCCCGUCUUGGAAGAGGAAUAUAUUCCGUGUGUGUUUGGUGAUGCUAGCCUGUGGUGUCGCUAUUUUGUGUCGAAACUUCUACGCUUACUUUGCUGCCUUUAUUGGCGCAGUGGGUAGUACAAUGCUGGCAUACAUUCUCCCCUGUAUCUUUCACCUGAAGCUCGCAGGUUUUCGAUUGUCCAGGGGUAUCUGGGUGAAGAACAUGCUGAUUGUGCUGAUUGGCAUUUGUGGAGGGGUAAUGAGUGUGUACGCUGUUAUACGAGAUGUUAUCCUCACCUUUGAUAAGAGUUAAUUAACUGGAUUUUGUGAAAUCACAGGUAUUUAAAAUUUAAAAUCAGUUAAAAAUUGCCGUUUUGCAGUCUGUUGAUACCGUUCUUCAUUUUUGUCACGAAUCACUGUAAAAUGUAUGGCAACAUGUAAAGAUGACAACAGUCAACAAAGGCAGAAGGCUGUCUCUAUAUGUCCCUGGUUCUGCAAAAAAAAGGCGUAAACUUCAUCUAUCAUGCUUCCACACUGAACUUGCAGAUAAGUUGGAAAAUGGGUGGUAUUUCAUGAGCACACAUGGGUCAACUGAGUGGCCUUCAUAGUUAUAAAAUGGUGGACGAAAUUGAGUCGACUGUAGCAGUCAUUCACAAGCUGACUUGGCAUUGUUGUCUUCGUUUUACAUUGUUGUCUUUGUUUUACCUCAUAAAUUAUGGGGUAACUACUUGUUCAUUUAUGGGCUAGAAAAGGGUUAGGCUUUUGAAUUAAAAACUAUGGCAUUGACUCUGUGUUCAUUAACCAAUCAAAAUCAGUGGUUGAUACCUAUAAGUCAGUAAGUGCAACCAUAUGUAUAAACGGCUCAAUCAUUUAUUUAUUUUAUUUUGUUUAGUGGGAGAGUAAAGAGUGGUCAUGGAUAAAUCAGCUGUGUGUAUGUUACAUCAUUCACUGGUCAUGAAUAUUAUAAUCCAGAUGUUCAGCAUUGUCUAGUUUUAUCUGGAAAUACUAAAUUGACAUUACAUAUAUGUGUUACCAGGGUCGUAUACCGUAUUGAUCAUUUCAUAUUACAUAAAAAGAACGUAAUUAAAAACUAUAAAUUUCAUGUCAGGCUCCCUUACAUGGGAACAAACUGCUUGUCCAAGGGAAUAAAUGAAAGCCUAUAAUUUAUAAAAAAGGAUGAUGAUGUUGCUGGUAGAAAUCAAUUGUGAGAUGUUGUAUGCCAGGUAUCCCAGGGCAGCUUCUCCUAGCAUUGUUACAUUUCAUUCCAGUUUUCUCAUUAAUCGUAAAUAGCUGCAUUUGCAAUGAAAGUAACCCUGUAUGCUGCUAUCCCUCUUGUUAAGAAGCAGGUGUUUCACCAAUUGUGUUUGACAUGCGUUAUUUAGAAUCUUCGAAUUUAGUGAUCUUCCAGCACUGCUUCAUACGGGUCAGUGUGAUGUUUUUUCUUAUUUAAUGCUUUUUACUUACAUUAAAUGAUUUGAGGAGGUUUAUAUAAUAGAAACAAUAUUCCUGCUGUGAGUUUCUACAGACAGUUUUACCGUGUUUCAAUAAAGUGGAUGUGGUUUAAAAAAGUCAAAUAAUAGCCACAUCUUAUUGAAUGUAAAAUUAGACAACCAUAGCAGGAACAUUGUUUCUCAAGUAGAUUUGUCACUGUUUUGUUCUUAGCAGCGUUACGAUGUCUUCCAAAUUUUUGUCUGUUUUAUACCUAGGAAUAUGUGUUAAGUUUUUUUUUGCAGGUAAAUAGAUGGAAUACAGGUUAAUUAACUUUGCUCUGUCUGAUGAGAUGAAAUGAAUUGAUCAUGAAAUAAAUUAGGUAGUUAAAUAUUGUUCAAUAUUAUGUAAAUGAGUAAUUCCCUUUCAGCUAUUUUCUUCUUUUUCAAUGUAAUAUUUGAUAAAGUCGAAAAAAUUUACUUUUGUAUUCAACAGCUGAAGAAUUCUGGUGUUUAAAAGGACCUGUGUAAAAUUUUGCGAAGAUCUUAUUUAUACUUUAUUACAUGUAUUUCUACUUAAACAAUUCAAACAGCUGCAUUUUUGAGUGGAUUCUCUGUUUCUUUCAAGGUGUACAAUCGUGUACUUAUGUAUCUUUUGGUGUAUCGUAAUGUUUUUGUCCUUGACUUGAUGUAGUUCUUGGAAACCAUUUCUGGAGUUGUGGAAUUACAUAGUAUUGUCAGUGGCUGUUGUAUAGUCAUAAUGCAAUUUGGAAUUUUAUUAUUGGUAUUAAACUAAGGGAUUAUCCUGUCAGAUUGAGCAAUAUUUAAAACAGGUUCUUCUCAAGCCUCACAUUUCACUAGAUCACUGGGUGAGUUUAGAUUUACAAUAUGAUAUUUAUUACUUAAUGAGAUAGGCCUUUUGACUUCAAAUUCAACUUACCAAGGGAUGAGGGGGGGGGGGUUAUAUGUUAGACAACUGUUAUAGUAAUAAAUUCUUUGUGAAAAUAAUAUAAAUCUUGAAAACAAAAAACAAAUAAAAAAUGAACCAAAGGUCUUUGACCAACUUGAAGGUUAUAACAUUCGUUUUAUUCAUCAGUGAAUUUAUUCAGCAAGUAAAAUACUUGACGUUAAGCUGAAAUUGGAUGCAUAUUAUCUUAAGUAAAAUUAAAACAGAAUUUGUCUCACUGUGUGAUUAACCUUCACUCAAGUCAAUCCUCUCUGUCAUUAUGUAAUCGUUUACAUUGAACAUGUAAUAUCCAAGGAAAUGCGUUUGUAAAUUAUAGGAGUUAAAUAUGAGGGAUUCAGGGCAAUUUAUUACGUUCCUCUUGUAGAAGUAAUCUCAGAAUUUGUGCAUACAUCACCAAUCAAAACAUCUAAGGAGGGAAAUAUAUGGUAAUGUAUUGCGAAUUCAACAGAUUUGAUGCAUACAGAUUACCUAAACACGCUACUCCAGUCCAGUCUUUUAUUGAUGACUGUUAAUCGACCAGCUUGCACAGGUUUUCUGGUCUAUCACUUUGGCUGUACAAGUACAAAUAGCCCCAUACAUCAUUGAUCUCUGAAGCGAGAAAAAGCCAUGUGUAGAUGUACACGCCGCCAUCAGUUAUCAACAUAGACAUAUAUAAAAUAUAACCGUGCAUUUUCAUACAAAUUUAACUUCUUCUGGAUCAUGGUUAAAUUAUUUCUGUAGUGUUGUCUUGCAAAUAAAAUAUGUGAUUGGCUGGUGAAACUACUCGUUAGACUUCUGAGCCUGAUAAAACCACGGAGCUGUAAGUGCUCUUUCGUGCACUAUCCCGGCGUCGAAGAGGAUUUGUGGUAGAUCAUGCAACUGGAUUCUAAUGAUAACGGUUAAAGAUAACUGUAUAAAAGAUACAGUAUGAAUUCGUAAAUACACAACAACGAUACACCCGUAAUUGACGGGGACAAAAAGUUUGUGUAAAUCUUCGAUGUUUUUGUCACGGUAUCCUUUUAUUUCCCGAGCAAGACACACUACCUAUGAUGAACAUGUAGUUAGCUGAAUUAAGUCAUGAAAUAAGUUGUAAUUAUGUGGCUGUUAUACUAUACUUCGUGCUAGAUUUCAUUAUUCUCAGAGCAUAGCUGCAAGGUUGAUUUGAAUAACGAUGCAUGUAACUAAACAGAUGGUUUUGUUUUCUAGUUAAGUUGUUUAUAAUGUGUAUCUGUUUUUGUGAUUACUUGUACAUAUACUGAUAAGUAUAGCCAUGAUUUAUUUCAGAUUCAGUUUGUUCUGUUGGUAUAAAUUGCUUCAGAUAUGUAUCUAUAAUCAAUGAUGUAAUAAUUCCGUUUUCGGUGCUAUCGGUGUUUAAAUCUCAUAUUGACGGUGCCUAUAUUACAGGCUACCCGUGCUCACUAUAAAUACAUCAAUGUCGGCGCUGUUAAACUGAAGUAGUAAACAAUUCUUGUUUUAUUUUAUGGUAGGUGGGAAGAGGGUCAGGUUUUUCCAGAGCCAACGAUACACCGACACCAAAAUGAAUUUCACUUAUUUAAUUGCAUAGCCGUGGUUCAAAGAAUGGGUUAAUUUGCUAAGUCUUAUAUUUAGGGGAGUUAAGCAUUGAUGGUGUAUAUGCCAUUGGUAUUUUACAUAACACAUGCUGUGAGUCGUUUUUGAUUUACUGUCUUAGUAUUGAUAGGAAGGUAGUGAAAAUGAAAGGCACACACCCUUGAGUAUUGUAACCAUGGCUUUGUUUACCAUGACUUAACUAUGCCCAGUUGAACGUCCUGUUGUCUGAUAUAUAUUCGAAUGAGCCUGUAUGACUGUGAUAGGAAAAAUUUUUAUAACAUGUUGUGUAAUUGGUGCUUAAAGACAGAGUCGUGUUAAAAGUGUGAAAAACCUCCAUGGAUGGUUCCGUAAUAAACAUAAUUUGUCACAUGAAAACUCACUUUACUUGCGUACCAUUACAUAAAGCAUUAAUAUGUAUAUACUUGAACGAAUUGUUUGAGAUUUGAUACUGGCAUUGUUCAUGAUAUUGUAAUGAAAGUCUUAUUUCAUAAAUUAAACCAUUUUA
Messenger RNA from Liolophura sinensis, 6071 nucleotides. RefSeq lists its product as uncharacterized. The transcript has 8 exons. Gene Ontology annotation, biological process: amino acid transmembrane transport. Gene Ontology annotation, cellular component: vacuolar membrane. Bases 516 to 1937 code for a protein of 473 amino acids. NCBI's taxonomy places the organism in Eukaryota, Metazoa, Mollusca, Polyplacophora, Chitonida, Chitonidae. The record is from RefSeq and is a predicted model, not a curated record. Gene Ontology annotation, molecular function: L-amino acid transmembrane transporter activity.